AUGUCCGAUGAGAAUCCACAUAUUGCCGAGUUCAUAUCAAUUACCAACUCAUCGAAAAGCUUAGCUGAGCAGUACUUGCAAAGGAACAACAAUGAUUUAGUCGAAGCUAUUGAGGAUUACUAUGCCAAUAGUGAGCAUGGCCCACAACCAACAGAACAACAUGAACCACCUAUUUUACCACAAGGCUCAGUAUCCAACCAGGCCGGUACUUCACAAAAGAAGAGGAAAGCGCAGGGUGGGAUUAAGACUUUUCGUGACUUGAAUAAUGAAGAAGAAGAUCUGGAGGACGAGAGUACUAGUAACAAUUUCUUUACCGGUGGUGAGAAAUCGGCGUUGCAGGUGGAAGACCCAAAUAAAGAUCGAGGCAAUGGAGACCAGAACUUGAUUGACCAGAUUUUCCAAAGAGCAAGGGAGCAAAUGAAUUUACCUGAUGAUCGCCCAAGUGCUCAGCAACAACCACAAAGCCUCCAUGAAACUGCACAUUUCACCGGCACAGGAUUCAAAUUGGGCGAUGGAAACGAGCCAAGUGAACAAAUUGAAGAUCCACAUGCUCAGGCAAGAGAGUUGUUGAAUCGUUUCCGUCCGAAGAAAGUGAACCGAGAAAUCACGUUUUGGAGGCAGGGUUUCACCGUCGGUGACAGUAAAUUGUACAGCUACGACGAUGAGAAGAAUAAGAGGAUAUUGAGCGAGAUAGAGCAAGGUCGUGUUCCAAUUGCUAUUUUGCAGGUGGAUCCCGGCGAUGAUGUUGAUGUGACGGUUUCAAAGAGGACCGAUGAAGAUUACGUGCCACCGAAGAGAAAAGUCGGCGGUUAUCACGGUUCAGGACACAGACUUGGAUCUCCUGUUCCUGGUGAACCCAUUGCUACCGAGGGCAAGGAAGAUAAUGUAGAAGAAACAAAACCGGAAACUGCAAACAAAACCGUCGACGAAGGAGAAGGAGACACUGCAGUGCAAAUUAGGUUUGCCAAUGGGAAAAGAACUUCACACAAAUUCAAUUCGAGUGACCCCAUCUCUGUGGUUUACAAUUUCGUGAGAAACCACGACUACAACACCGAUAGUGCUGGUCGAAAUUUUACUUUGAGCCACGCAUUUCCUGUUAAACCCAUCGAGGAAAGUAAUGAUAUUUCGAUCGCGGAUGCAAAGUUAAAGAACUCUGUCAUAGUGCAACGAUGGGUAUAG
Messenger RNA from Lodderomyces margitis, 1179 nucleotides. It is a transcript of the gene SHP1, whose product is annotated as protein phosphatase regulator. Lineage: Eukaryota; Fungi; Ascomycota; Pichiomycetes; Serinales; Debaryomycetaceae. Gene Ontology annotation, cellular component: cytosol; nucleus. Bases 1 to 1179 code for a protein of 392 amino acids. Gene Ontology annotation, molecular function: ubiquitin binding. Gene Ontology annotation, biological process: autophagosome assembly; membrane fusion; proteasome-mediated ubiquitin-dependent protein catabolic process. The transcript has a single exon. The record is from RefSeq and is a predicted model, not a curated record.